Messenger RNA from Diospyros lotus (date-plum), 801 nucleotides. RefSeq lists its product as uncharacterized. Gene Ontology annotation, biological process: protein folding. The transcript has a single exon. The record is from RefSeq and is a predicted model, not a curated record. Gene Ontology annotation, molecular function: protein-folding chaperone binding. NCBI's taxonomy places the organism in Eukaryota, Viridiplantae, Streptophyta, Magnoliopsida, Ericales, Ebenaceae. Gene Ontology annotation, cellular component: plasmodesma. The coding region runs from base 1 to 801 and encodes 266 amino acids.
AUGGAUGGUACUACGUCUUUCGAAAGCCAUCCCAACCAGGCCUCCCGAGGAAUACCAGUCCGACCGCCGCGGAAGGUCGUUUCCAUCCCGGUCAGAUUCGUCGGGUCGGAGGAGACGACCCAGAUGUCCAGAACUGCCUCCACUUUGAAGAUCCAGAAGGUUUUCAGAGGCUUCUUGGUGCGCAAGAGCUUGAAGAAGAUCCGAUUCAUAGGGCGCCAAGUUGAGGAGGUGGAAACGAGACUCUCGCGGGGCGUGGAGGCUGUCGAGCUGAUUCGAAGGGACGCCAAAGAGCGGAUCCGAGUGAACGAGGAGCUCAUGGCUCUGCUCUUCCAGUUAGAUUCGAUCCGUGGUGUCGAUGUCGGGGUCAGAAAUUGCCGGAAGGCCGUGAUUAAGAAGGUGAUAGCGUUGCAGGAGAGGGUCGACAACGCUUUUGUUGUUGUUGAAGUUCCGCAAGUCGAAGAACAGUCGGCUGAGGUUUUGAUGAUUAAUUCCGAUAAUGGCGCCGUGGCAGUAGAAAUUGAGGAAUCAGAUGAAGGUAAAAAAGGCGCAGCUAGCAUUUCAAGUAACCGAGAUACGGAAUCUGCGGCUCCAAUUUGUGAGCAAAAGGAUAUAAUAAUCGAAGCGAAAGGCGGCGAUGGUGAGGGGAAGACAAAGGUUUGGGAGAGGAUGAUGAUGGAUAAUGAAAGCAUGGUGAAUUUGGUAAAGCAGCUGCUUGACAGAAACGAGAUGCAAAGCCGGAUGCUGAAUUCGCUGACGCAGAGGGUAGGGGAACUGGAGAGGGCCGUCGCAUUGACCGCUUGA